AAAGUUCUAGUCCUUUUGAAAGACAGCGAUUUUAUUGUUAUAUAUCCGAAAUUAUAGAACUUUUUAAUGAUAUUAAGUGUUUAUAUAUUAAGACAAGGAAGGGUGCAAAGGGUUGUUGGAAAAUUACUAGAAAAUAUGAAUACAAUAUGAAUGAUGAACAAUUAACUACAUGGAAAAUUGAUAAAGAGGCUAAUAAGCUAAUAUAUAAAAACUAUUACGAAAAACCUGUCAGCUGUGUGAACAUGCGUGAUUAUUUAGGAUCUCAUUUACUACCUAACGAUGAUUUAAUUGUAAUUGCAACCAAUUGCAUUGCAAUUUAUACUCUUAUUAAAAAUGAAAUACGAAUUGUCUAUUAUAUUAAUAUAGAUAUAUUUAUGAAUAUUCAACGAAGUCUUAAAGAUGAGCUCCAAAUUUUGGCACAUCAAGAACCUUUUAAAUCAAAAAAUUUAUGGGAUGCUAAAUAUUUUAAGCAUGUAUUAGAUUAUAUUGAUGAAGAAUCAGAGAAAAAUGUCGCGCAAAGUUUAAGAAACAUGAUAACAUUAUAUAUUGAUGAUAUUUAUACACUUUCCUGCUGUUCACCAUAUAUUAUGGAAUCAAUU
Molecule: messenger RNA, 599 nt
Organism: Dentiscutata heterogama
Lineage: Eukaryota; Fungi; Glomeromycota; Glomeromycetes; Diversisporales; Gigasporaceae
Source: the annotation of a GenBank genome assembly